AAGAUUACGAAGACAAAAGCAUUCCUACAGAGUUCAGUUUGAAAAUGAAGAGUGUUAUAUUUAUAGGACUAUUUCUAAUGCUGGCUCUAAAUGACGUUGCAGCGGGAGAUCUGAAAAGAAGAUCCGUGGACGAUUCCCAAGUGGUAAAGAGAGGAGUGGAGGACGAGGAAUUCAGAGGUAUGCGGGAGCAAGACGACGAGGAAAGCAGAGAGAAACGUGAAAUUGCUGACGAUGAGCUGUUUAGAGGCAAACGCGAAUUCCGAGGCAAGAGAGAGUUUCGGGGCAAGAGAGAGUUUAGAGGCAAGAGAGAGUUUAGAGGCAAGAGAGAGUUCCGAGGCAAGAGGGAAUUUAGAGGAAUGAAGAACAGCGAAGAUGAGGAAUAUUUCAGAGGAAAAAGGGACUUGAGUCAGUAGGAAAAAGGGACUUGAGUCAGUAGGAAAAAGGGUUGUAAUCUUUUCGAACUAAUUUAACGAAUCGUUUAAAUGAUACUGACAGUGACACUACAAUUGAGAUUACAUGAAUUCCUUGAUAAAUCGUCGCAAGAUGAUAGCGUGUGUUACACAGCUUUUUUAAAAAUCGUCCGUGGUUACAUUUAGUUUUAUUUAGAGUCGGGGACCCAGGAUAUAAUGUUCAUAAACAUAUGAUUGAAGCUGCGGUGGAAUGACAGGAGCUGAGCGCCGCCCAGUAAGUUGACACGAAUCUUGAUUUUUGAUCGGUUAGUUUGUGUCACGUGACAAGAAUACAGCUUUGUGACUGGUAAAGAUUUUAGGUGUACGAUACAAGUUUUCCACGACCAGGCUACUGUGCCAGGUUCAUUAUAUAACUGUUCACAUCUUUUUUACGAGUAACGAAGGUU
Molecule: messenger RNA, 856 nt
Organism: Bolinopsis microptera
Lineage: Eukaryota; Metazoa; Ctenophora; Tentaculata; Lobata; Bolinopsidae
Exons: 2
Coding region: 45-413 (122 amino acids)
Source: RefSeq, a predicted model, not a curated record